UACUAUUAAUAAGAGUUAAAUUAAAUAACUCAAAAAGAAAAUUCCAACUUAAAAAGGUUCAACUGAUUCAUUUUCAUAUUCAUUUUUCAUUUGGUUGGUACAGAAGGAGUAGUAGUUGUAGAAAAAAAACCUAACCACACCAAAACGACGACAAAAAUGGCCGUUUCAAGUUUCCACCGUGUUUUCACCUUCGAAUGUCGUUCCGAUCCCGAUUUCUCCUCCCUUCCAUCCACCGAAAACCUCCGUAACAACCGUCGUCAUUUCCCCGCCGCCGGUCUCUCCGUUGCAUUUUACGGUGUCUCUUCUCCAAUCCUUCGUUUUCCACCAAAUUUUCAGCGUCAACUAAGUACCAAAGCUCGUCGUAAUUGCAGCAACAUCGGUGUCGCACAAAUCGUCGCUGCUUCGUGGUCUAAUGAAGGUACCGGCAACCCCGCCGCUGGGGCUCCUCCGGUGCCAGCCGUUGCAUCCGCUGUUGAUGCGGCGACUGCGCCUCUCCCCUUAGACCUCGAUGCCGCCGACGAUAAAAAUGUUGUCGACGCCGUCGAAAAUGGGGCUGUACAGACUAACCGUAGUUCUUAUUCUUCGUUUUUGAAAUCCGAUGCAAGCAAAACGAUUCAUGCCGCUGAAAGACUUGGUAGAGCUAUUGUGACCGAUGGAAUUACCACUCCUGUGGUGAACACUUCUGCCUACUUUUUUAAGAAAACUGCUGAUCUUAUUGAUUUUAAGGAGAAACGUCAGACUAGUUAUGAAUAUGGGCGCUAUGGCAACCCAACCAGUACUGUUUUAGAGGAGAAGAUAAGUGAACUGGAAGGGGCUGAAUCAACUAUCUUAAUGGCAUCUGGGAUGUGUGCUAGCAUAGUCUUGCUGAUGGCGCUGGUUCCUGCCGGUGGACAUCUUAUUACUACUACAGAUUGUUACAGGAAGACUAGGAUAUUUAUAGAGACUGUGCUUCCAAAGAUGGGGAUCACGACCUCUGUGGUUGAUCCUGCUGAUGUUGGAGCCUUGCAAUCUGCAUUGGAGCAGAACAAAACGUCUCUAUUCUUCACUGAGUCUCCUACCAAUCCAUUCCUGAGAUGUGUUGACAUUAAGCUUGUUUCAGAGCUUUGCCACAAGAAUGGGGCUUUGCUCUGUAUUGAUGGUACUUUUGCAACUCCUUUGAACCAGAAGGCCCUUGCCCUUGGUGCUGAUUUGGUUAUGCACUCUUGUACCAAGUACAUGGGUGGACAUCAUGAUGUCCUUGGUGGUUGCGUAAGUGGCUCUACUAAGUUGAUUUCAGAAAUUCGAAUUUUGCACCAUAUUUUGGGCGGUGCUCUUAACCCGGUUAGUCAUUUCUACACGCCUGAUUCCUUGAUUGAUAUAUGUUGCAAAUGUUUUUUCCAUGGAAGAAUAUUAUUAUUAGUUAUUGUGACUGACAUGGUGCAAAUGUGUUUACAGAAUGCUGCAUACCUAUUCAUCAGAGGCAUGAAAACGCUGCAUCUUCGUGUACAGCAGCAGAAUUCAACCGGAAUGAGGAUGGCCAAACUUUUAGAGGCACAUCCCAAGGUGAAGCGUGUUUACUAUCCAGGCUUGCCAAGUCAUCCCGAGCACGAGCUUGCCAUGAGGCAGAUGACUGGUUUUGGAGGUGUCGUCAGUUUUGAGAUAGAUGGAGAUCUACACACCACAAUAAAAUUUGUUGAUUCACUUAAAAUCCCAUAUAUUGCUGCCUCUUUUGGUGGUUGUGAGAGCAUUGUGGAUCAACCAGCCAUAUUAUCUUACUGGGAUCUUCCUGCAUCAGAAAGGGCCAAGUGGAAGAUUCAUGACAAUUUGGUUCGCUUCAGCUUUGGAGUUGAAGAUUUUGAGGAUUUGAAGGCUGAUGUCUUGCAGGCACUGGAAGCCAUAUAGGCUGUAUUCAUUAUUCACCGCAAGAUUUUUUCUAUUAGUCGUUUAUUAAUCGUGGUUUUUGUUCUUUGUUUGGGUAUAAGUCCGGCAUAUGCUAUGUGUAACUGCGGAUAUUAAUUCCUCAAACUGAUUAUGAUGUUCUUUGUUCUUUCUUGUUAUCUUGUCUGGUGAAUCAAUUGAAUUAUGAUGUCUAAUGAUCUGUUGGGCUUGUUUAAGAAAAAUGGUCUCUGGUUUGAAUCUAUGAAUCUUGCUUUCAGUUACAAAA
This is a messenger RNA of Trifolium pratense (red clover), 2143 nucleotides long. Its product is annotated as cystathionine gamma-synthase 1, chloroplastic-like. The coding region runs from base 157 to 1881 and encodes 574 amino acids. Gene Ontology annotation, biological process: transsulfuration. The transcript is spliced from 10 exons. NCBI's taxonomy places the organism in Eukaryota, Viridiplantae, Streptophyta, Magnoliopsida, Fabales, Fabaceae. Gene Ontology annotation, molecular function: cystathionine gamma-synthase activity; pyridoxal phosphate binding. The record is from RefSeq and is a predicted model, not a curated record. Gene Ontology annotation, cellular component: chloroplast.